This is a messenger RNA of Etheostoma spectabile (orangethroat darter), 1634 nucleotides long. Its product is annotated as tetraspanin-3. Gene Ontology annotation, cellular component: plasma membrane. NCBI's taxonomy places the organism in Eukaryota, Metazoa, Chordata, Actinopteri, Perciformes, Percidae. The record is from RefSeq and is a predicted model, not a curated record. The transcript has 7 exons. Bases 164 to 928 code for a protein of 254 amino acids.
GUGUGCUUGUUGUUACCCUGGUUGUGCUGCGCGACGCCUCGGUGCAAGUACAACCAGAUCCAGUGACAGGCAGCGUUGGGUGAGUGCUGGCUGGCUAAGACAUGUCUGAGUAGAAACCUGCAUUAUUUUCCAACACGUACAGCAUUAAACCCCCGUGUUGAAGAUGGGGCAGUGCGGCAUCACGUCGUCAAAGACGGUCUUGGUCUUUCUGAACCUGAUAUUUUGGGCCGCCGCUGGUAUCCUGUGCUAUGUUGGAGCCUAUGCCUUCAUCACAUACGAUGAUUACGAUCACUUCUUUGAAGACGUGUACACUCUCAUCCCAGCAGUGACCAUUAUUGCAGUUGGAGCCCUCCUUUUCAUUAUCGGGCUCAUCGGAUGUUGUGCUACAGUGAGAGAAAGCUACUGUGGUCUUACAACGUUUGUUGUCAUUCUCCUGCUGGUUUUCAUGACGGAAGUAGCAGUUGUGGUUCUUGGAUAUGUUUACAGAGCAAAGGUUGAAAAUGAAGUUAAUACUUCUAUCAAGAAAGUGUACGAUGAGUAUAAUGGCACCAACAGCAAUGCCCAGAGCCGUGCCAUUGACUACAUUCAGAGACAGCUUCAAUGCUGUGGGAUCCACAACUACUCAGACUGGCAGAAUACACACUGGUAUGAAGAAUCCAAAAACAACAGCGUACCCAUCAGCUGUUGCAGAGCUAACAUUGGAAGCAGCUGCACAGGAUCCCUCACUCAUCCUGAAGAUCUCUACCAAGAAGGUUGUGAAGUUCUGGUUGUGAAGAAGUUGAAGGAGAUCAUGAUGUAUGUCAUCUGGACUGCUCUGACAUUUGCUGCUAUCCAGAUGCUGGGGAUGUUGUGUGCAUGUGUCGUGCUGUGCCGCAGAUGCAGAGAUCCUGCCUAUGAGCUUCUUAUUACAGGGGGCACCUAUGCAUAAAGGAGAACAAAUUUCUCACCAUAAUACUACUUUCACAAUUCAUGUGCCAUUGGUGAGAGCAUGAAAAUGAUCUAUUACCACACUAACCUUAAAACACCAACCACACUAAAGUGAUAUAUUGUACCUGUUUUUCCAAAAAAGCUAUAGACCAAAUAGGCUAUAGGCAUGAGGGCAUAAAACCUCAAUCUGUGUAUGGAGUGAAAUGCAGACAGGGUAAUUUUUUCAUGUUAGUUUGCACUAUGUGUAUGGCUUUGAAUAUUUUAUAUUUACAUCUAUCCUGUACCUCAGUGAAAGACUGUAUAAUAUUAUCCUUUACCACUACUAACUACUACUACUACUACUACUACUACUACUACUACUAUUCUUCUUCUAUUACAGCUCAGUUUUAGUUAAGUCACCUUUUACCUGCAACAUUGUUUCAAGCAAUAGUGGACACCACAGCCCAAGCCAAUGGCAAGCUCUUGCGUGUAAACUGUGUAACUUAACUGGCUUUUGCUUACCUAGUCUUUCUUUUAAGAAGCAAACUUUUUAAUCCAGUUUAGUAUGUGGGAUUUGUGAAGUAGUAAUGCAUUCUUAAGUCAAGAUAGGCUUUGUCCGAUAGCUGUGUUUGUUUUUGUCUCAACAGUCUAAGGUAGUUGUAGAACUUGAUUUGCUGAAAUGUAGCAAUAGCUAGACUCAAGAAUGUCAAUUAAAUGUGGGGAAGGUU